Messenger RNA from Lepisosteus oculatus (spotted gar), 2139 nucleotides. The record is from RefSeq and is a predicted model, not a curated record. Lineage: Eukaryota; Metazoa; Chordata; Actinopteri; Semionotiformes; Lepisosteidae.
CUCGCGAUACAGGACCUCUGGUUGCUGGGUUACGGAGGAAGUGUUCGCAGAAAAGGCUGAUCAACGAUUACAUCAAGACGAUUUACAGAAACAAAUAGCUGUUGGAAGUCAAACAUGGCAACUCAGAGGCCACCUUCAGGGCGCCCGAUGAGUCGGGGUGGGCCAGCGCCGGGCCCUGGAAGACCACCUACUGCAGUCAGACCCCCAGCGACAGCCAUCCGAGUGGGGACUGGGGUCCCCCCUGGAACUGGACGCCCAGGGACCCGUGGAGGCCCUAUAGUAAACCCAGGCUUGCUUUCUGCUCCUAUCAAAGUAGCGGACCGGCCAGUCACCCAGCAAGGCCUGAGUGGCAUGAAGACUGGGAUGAAAGGACCACAGAGGCAAAUCUUAGACAAAUCAUAUUAUCUUGGACUUCUCAGGAGUAAAAUAAAUGAACUUACAACUGAGACUGGUAAACUGCAAAAGGAAAUAGACACUUUCAAUCAGGAGAAUUCUGUCUAUCUGUCAUAUGAAAAAAGAGCUGAAGCUCUUGCCUCUGAAAUUAAGGAUAUGCAAGGACAACUGGCAGAUUAUAACAUGCUUGUGGACAAACUAAACACCAACACUGAGAUGGAUGAAGUGAUAAAUGACUUUAAUAUGCUUAGAGGACAAAAUGAUCGAGAAGCCCAAAGUAUUGAUGUCAUCUUCACAGAGAGACGUGAAAAGGAAGAGAUGAUACAAGCUGUGGAAGAGGAAAUUGAACGGGAGAAGCAAACUGCUGACAAUAUCAUUAAAAAAAUGUCUCUAGAGAAGCAAACCAAGUAUGCAGAAAUGAAAACUAGAAAUGAGGAGCUGCUCCAGGAACUAGAUGCCCUUCAGCAGGAACUUGAUGCACUCAUUACAAGGAAGGAGACUUUGGAAGCAGAUAUAGCAAACUCCCAGGUGAAGCAGGAGGCGGUCUUGCUGUAUGAGAAGUUGCACGAGUUGGAAAUGCGCAGAGAUGUAAUGAUUGCAGAGGACAAGAGCCUGGGUUCUCCUCAAGAGGAGAGGGAGCGGCUGCUGAAGCAGGUUAAAGAAGAUAACCAAGAAAUAGCAAGCAUGGAAAGACAGCUAACUGAAAUACGAGAGAAAAUGAGUCAAGUAAAUGAAGAUAUGCGACAAAUUGAAAAUGAUAUGGAAGAACAUCAAGAAGGUGAACGAAACCAGAAGUACAAGGAACUUAAGAAAAGAGAGGAAAACAUGGACAGUUUUUUGGAGACAUUUGAUGAGACUAAAGCACAGGAAGUGGAACGCAAGCAGCAAGUGGAAGCCAUUAUUGUUGCUCUGCUGGAACACACGAGCAGGAAUAUGAAUCGAAUGAAGCAAAUCUCAUCUGUCACAGCCAAUGAAUUGAAAAACAUGCAAGAGGACCUCAGCUUCAAGGAGACUGAAAUGCAUAAAUCCCAAAACACCGCCAAAGGCUUGUCAUCAGAGAGUCAGCGACUGCAGCAGGACCUUCAGAAAGUAGAACAGCUGGAGAGUAAGAUCAAUACGGAGCUCAGCAGUCUGAAGGAGAAAAUCCAGGAGAUGACUGAGGGGCUGGACAUUUAUAGCAAUCUGGAUGCACUGAAAGCAGCAGGAGAGGAAAAGAAAAAGAGACUUCAGGAGGAGAGAGUGACACUUACAAAGAGAAGAGACACCUUUAAGAUGGUUAUGCAGAGAAUGAAUGCUGAAUACGAAGCACUAAAGACUCAGCUACAAGAGAAUGAGACUCAUGCACAGCUAACAAACCUGGAAAGAAAAUGGCAACAUCACGAACAAAACAACUUUGUGAUGAAGGAGUUCAUUGCCUCAAAGGGAAUGGAAAGUGACUACCGUCCAGUUGUCAAAAAUGUGACUAAACAACUAGCAGAAUACAAUAAGAUCCUCAUAGAGAGUCUUCAGAGUAGCAGAAACUGAGAGAUGGCUUCCUUCCUCGCUGGAAUUUAACAAUGGCACACUAAAUUCUUUCCUCAUUUCAGUUUCUUCAGAUGGGGCCACUAUAUUUCAUGUUCCAGAAGCACCCACCUAUGCCUAUAACUAAUGAUGGUUCUAAUAUUGUCUAUGCCUAACUUCUCAUGUAAGUUUUUAUGUACAUAUACAUUUUUAAUAAAUGAAUGGAAUAAAAUGGUUUUUACCAUG